Molecule: messenger RNA, 279 nt
Organism: Penicillium olsonii
Lineage: Eukaryota; Fungi; Ascomycota; Eurotiomycetes; Eurotiales; Aspergillaceae
Source: the annotation of a GenBank genome assembly
AUGGGUGCCAUUCCGGAAGCUGACCCCGAUGAGGUUCUCGAGACCAAGCCCUUCAAGUUCGUGACUGGCUACGACGCUCGUUUCCCUCAGCAGAACCAGACCAAGCACUGCUGGCAAAACUAUGUCGACUACUACAAGUGCACCACUGCCAAGGGCGAGGACUUCCGCCCCUGCAAGCAGUUCUACCACUCCUUCCGCGCUCUGUGCCCCAAGGCCUGGACCGACCGCUGGGAUGGUCAGCGCGAGGCUGGCAACUUCCCUGCCCACCUUGACAAAUAG